AUGCUAGGUCCCGAUGAUCUCGGGGAAAUGCGACCCUUGUUGAUGAAGGCAAGGAAAAAUGACGAUUGUGAUGCUAAAGAUCCCGAACCUGACCUUCCUCUGAAACCUUUUCUCAUCGCCAAUACUGUUGAACGUGCUGUGGGCUACGAAGCAGCAAAGAAGGUACAGCUACGAAACAAGCCAGAGGAACAAAAUACCUACUGCGAGAUUAUUCCCCAUCCAACUCUUAGUUAUGUUCAAGGCAUAGUGUACGACUUGGACACGAUCAACGAAGAAGAACAAUUCCUUGAGGCACAACUGAAAUCUGAAGGAGUUACCAAGGUCAAAAGGAUUACUAAGAAAGUAGAUGGUACACGGAAAAAUACCCCAUUGUUGAUUCUGACGUUUAAUGCACUGAAACGACCCGAUUACGUCAAAUUCGGUUUAUUGAGGGUUAAAGUUCGCACCUUUUAUCCUUCUCCUAUGCUAUGUUUCAAAUGCGCUGAAUACGGUCAUGGUAAAAACAAAUGUCCAUCGAGUUCAACCAUAUGCCUAAGGUGUUCAAAGGAACACGAAAAAGCCGAAAAUCUGCCAUGCACAAACACAGCAUUUUGCAAAAAUUGCAAUGGUAGUCAUACUCCUGUUACCCGCGACUGCCCGAAAUACAAAGAAGAAGAAGAAGCGAUAAUCAAAAUAAAAGUUGACCGAGAUAUUUCAUUCUCAGAAGCCCUUAAUAUAUACCGCGAAUCAAACAGAGAUUAUUCGCUAUCUAACAUCGUUCAACGAAGGCUAGCAAGUGAUUCAGACGAAAAAGAUCGAAUAAUAGGAAGAGUCAAAAGCUGUAAGGUCAGAGCUGCGCAGCCUUCGUGA
Uranotaenia lowii is the source of this 849-nucleotide messenger RNA. RefSeq lists its product as uncharacterized. NCBI's taxonomy places the organism in Eukaryota, Metazoa, Arthropoda, Insecta, Diptera, Culicidae. Bases 1 to 849 code for a protein of 282 amino acids. Gene Ontology annotation, molecular function: nucleic acid binding; zinc ion binding. The record is from RefSeq and is a predicted model, not a curated record. The transcript has a single exon.